Molecule: messenger RNA, 2631 nt
Organism: Peniophora sp. CBMAI 1063
Lineage: Eukaryota; Fungi; Basidiomycota; Agaricomycetes; Russulales; Peniophoraceae
Source: the annotation of a GenBank genome assembly
AUGCGCGUUCAAGAUGAUAGGAAGAUUGCGAAGCCAAAAUCGGACCAACACUCACGAGAGAAAAAGCGAGCGAGGACGGAGACUUCGGAAGGUCGCUCGUCGGGAUUGAACGCCGAUGAGGAGGAGUACGACGAGCGUGCGGCGGCGCUGUGGGCCGUAUACGUCCAGGAGGCAGAGUUACACGAUAAGGCUCUGAUAGACGGUUGGAAGGACGACAUGGCCGUGGUGAUAACCUUUGCUGGUCUCUUCUCGGCCACAGUCACCACCUUUCUCGUAGCGAGCUAUCCCAACCUCCAACCCGAUCCGCCCACCCAAACAGAAACUCUCGCUGAACAGAACGUGUUUCUUCUAUCCUUGAUCGUCAGCCAUCUUGGCGCUAAUAGCUCUACGCUACCUUCUGCUCCACCUACACAUCUUGACAGUUUCUCACCUGCCGCAUCCGAUAUACGCGUGAACGUCUGCUGGUCUGUCAGUCUGGUUCUCAGUCUUACCGCGGCACUCUUCGCUACGAUCGUGCAGCAAUGGGUCCGUGACUAUAUGCACAUUUAUCAACGCUAUUCCAGCCAUCUGAAGCGCGCACGCAUUCGGCAAUACUUGUUCGAAGGGGCAGACAAGCACAAAAUGUCAUUCAUGGUCGAUGUCAUACCCACUCUAAUCCACGGGUCUCUGUUUCUUUUCUUCUGGGGUCUAUGCGACAUGUUCUGGCAGAUCAACUAUACGGUGGCUAUCAUGAUAACACUCUCAAUUGCGCUUGCCGUAGUUGUGUACGCGUACACUGUGGUCGCCCCCGUCGUCAAUGCGCAGUCGCCCUAUCAAUCACCCUUGUCUGGUAUCUUCUGGUACUUCUUCCGAGUCGUCAGAAGACGCACAUAUAGCGACAAAACAACCGGCGGUUAUGAGCGACCGAUCAGCAGCAACAUGUCGGAUGGUCGAGUGCAGCUUGCAAUGAAUAAUUGCAAGAGCCGCUGUGAGCGGGAUGCGCGGGCUAUCUGCUGGGUUGUAGACAAUCUUACGGAGGACAACGAACUCGAGCCUUUUCUUUCCGGUAUCCCUGGAUCGUUGAGCACCAGAUGGGGCAAAGAAGUCUGGGCGGAGGUGGCCGCCCAAACUACCGACCGCCGGAGAAAGGCUGAGACGUCCGCGGUGCCCGACGAUGAUCGACACGACUCGUCCCCAUUCUCGUUGUCAUCAACAGAUACUGUCAUCGACCUCAGCGGUCGUAUCACACGUCUACUGCGUACAUGCAUUGACCCGGGCAUUCUUGACCCACACUCGCGUAGGCGACGUGCUCGCGCUUGCGUUGAUGCGGCUUUGUCUCUGGUUCUCAAUAUGAAGAAGGGAAAGUGGCAGUGGUUCGCCGACAAGGAGGUCAUGGCCAUGACACUUCAUUACCUCGCAGACAAGGCCAAUCACCCGUCCGACUUGGGUCCGGACGCACUUCCCUUGGCGGACCCUGCCUUUCGACACCGUUGGUUAUGCAUGUCAAUCAUGACUGUCCAUGCUCUACUUGAGGAUGUCCGCGUACACGAAGCCGCCAAUCGUGUCGUACAAAGUCUUGCCAAUGCCUGUGGUGAAUCGGAGCAACUCUCCGCAGAAAGCGCUGCGAUGAAGUCUUCCGCAAUGCUUGACAAGCUUGUGAAGAAGGCGUGGCACGCCGGCCGCGUUCUACGCGAUACGCUCGAUACGGUUGAUGCGCCUGGGGAGCGCCUAGCGGAGGUUCUAGAAGAGCACAACGAGAAUGUCGCCGAACUUGAAUACUGCUGGAAUAUCCUCGGAUGGGCCAAGCCCGUGGACGACGCCGUCCGCUCAGUGGUACAGGUCGUGUCGGAGGUCACAGAGCGCAUUCUGACGCUCUUGCCUGGUGCCAGCAUCGCAACAUCGCUCCCUGUUACCUCUCCAGACGUCGGGUAUGGCGUACAAAACGCCAUGAUGCCCCACUUCUUGAUGCCCGUGACAAUGACGCGUCGGUUGACUGAGACCGCCUGGUGUCUUCGCGACAUACAAACUGCUACCUGGGAGGCGUAUUCUCCCAAACCAGACAAACUCGUGAAUCUCAGCCCGGAGGAGCUUUACGGGGACGACAUGCGCCGACGCAUGAGUGCAGUAGCAGCGGGCCGCGAAGGGACUGUGCGCCCAUUCCGGGAACAGCUUUGGCGGCUACAAGACUUGGCCGUGAAGCACGGCGGGACUCUAUAUGUCCUGGAUCUGCUCUUCAACGCCCUACGAUCGACUCCUACGAAGCAGACUCCCGAUAGCGAGGAACUUUACGUUGGGACUUUCAGAGCGGUGACUACAAAUUGGAGGAAACGUUGUGAUUCAGAAGCAUUCCAAGCCGGCCUCGUUGCUCAACUGCGCGAUGUUCUCUGGAGAGACGCAAUCGGCACCGCACCACCAGUUCCUCGUCUCCCAUCCUAUAUCAUCGACGAGAUGUUACGAUUGGUAUCGGACGUAUUCAUGUCAACUAAGACACCCAAUACGGCACUCAUCGACGAGGCUGUCAGUGCUGUACAGGAGUUUGCUUCUCUCUCAGCAAUCCCCAUCACAACCAAAAGCUCGAUACAUGACUUUCUUAGUAGAGUUAGGCCACCUAGGACAGUGACAGGGUCUGUAGUGCACGUGAAGAUACCAUAG